Molecule: messenger RNA, 3889 nt
Organism: Dinoponera quadriceps
Lineage: Eukaryota; Metazoa; Arthropoda; Insecta; Hymenoptera; Formicidae
Gene: Ipk2
Product: inositol polyphosphate multikinase-like
Exons: 5
Coding region: 1189-2466 (425 amino acids)
Biological process (GO): inositol phosphate biosynthetic process
Cellular component (GO): cytoplasm; nucleus
Molecular function (GO): inositol tetrakisphosphate kinase activity; inositol-1,4,5-trisphosphate 3-kinase activity
Source: RefSeq, a predicted model, not a curated record
GCUACUGGCAGAGCGCGCUGGCGACUUGGAGGCACCACACUCGGGCAUGGUAUCGUCGGGAGAGUGGACGCACGCAACGCAACGCAUCGCGACGCAACGCAGUCAUUGGGAAACGUAGCCGACGAGAACGUCAUUUUCGCGCAGCGAGAGGACACGUCCCAUCGUCUAUGUGUGAUUAUCGUGCGUCGUCACGUUAUCGCCGAAUUCACCGUAUAGGUUAUAAUUCACGAGCGCGCGCUUAAAGUCGGGGUAAUAACCGAAUAAAGCGAGAGUGAGUAAGGAAGAGAGAGGGAAAGAAAGUAAGAGAGCGUGAGAGAGAGAGAGAUAUAUAUAUAUACACAUAUAUACAUAGUAUAUGGUUAAUAUAUCGAUCUUUUGUUAUUUCCACGCGAAACGUUCGCGCGAACGAUAAGAGCGUGACAGACAGAGAGAACGAGGAAUAGAAGAGAGAGAGAGAGAGAGAGAGAGACGGAUAGAAAGAAGAGUGAGGUUAGACGCUGUCAGGCUUUUCCCCCCUCCCGAUCUUCGUCGUGGCGGUGCGAGAACUCGACGACGACAUUUACGACUUUCCCGAAGCGUCUCUCGCGAUAUUAGCGAACGAACGUUUUAUGCUCGUCCCACACGACGUUCGUCCAAACGUUACCGCCUACGACGAUCGUUCGCGUCCUCUGCUCGGUCGCGCUUUAAGUUUGUCAACAGCUUCGAGAACUGCCUGGUAUAUACUCGAGAGAGCCCCGUGCGACUCCGCCGCGUGUAACGGCGCGAAAAUCAAACGUUCGCCGUCGUUCGCAGAAAGACGCGGCGUAUGUGUCGCGGACUCACGAUAUUGUGAAAACAAUACGACGGGCAAAGGACAAAGCAAGCGCACCCGUGUCGCUGAUGACACAGUAACGGGCUCGCGAGCAAACAGCCGAGAUCGAUCGCGAUACUUGGUCGCACCGAUCGACGGCGCGCCAAUUAACGACGACGAUAGAUUAUCGUAGCGUUCGGCAAACUUUACACUGGGAUAAGUAAACGGAUCAAGUGAUAAGAUAGAACGGGAGAGGAAGAGGAGCAGAAGGAAUCAGUCCGUAGAGAGAAGUAGGGUCAAAUUGAACAGCCGCGAGUCGCGUCGACGAGGGUGAAAAGUCCGCAAAUAAAACGCCGUCGCAAUCUCGAAGUUGCCGGAACGCCCGUUCGUUAUCAAUUAUGACGACCUUGGACUCGCAGCUCGAGGAGAGCAUGUGUUAUCUCGAUAAGCUGCCGCACGUGGAAUGGGACAGUUCGACCCCCGGAUCGUCCAGGUGUAUGUUUCCCGACGGACUGAGUCCCCUGGAGUGUCAGAUGGCCGGUCACCCCUUCGACGGUGAAAAACACACUAUCGGUAUGCUCCGCAGACCGAACGGGCACGUACUGAAACCGGCGACUAAAGCGAUCCUCGGGGAAAGAGAAAUUGCGUUUUACGAGAACUUGCAGACUUCCCAGGAUCCUACGACGUCGCAACUGAAAAAUUUCGUUCCGUGUUACUAUGGCACGACGGAGUUGAGGGUCUUCAAUAAACGUACGAAGUUUCUCACGCUUAAGGAUAUCACGGAGGGCAUGGCCGAGCCAUGUGUGAUGGAUAUCAAGAUCGGCCGUCGCACGUGGGAUCCUUUAGCCACGCCAGAGAAGAGGGCAACGGAAGAAUUCAAGUAUGCCGAAUCGAAGCGUGCUUAUGGUUUUUGUAUAACCGGUUUUCAAGUAUAUUGUCUCUCCACUGGACGAUUAAAAAAAUUUGACAGAGAUUAUGGCAAGAAACUCGAUGCCAAGGGCGUCGUAGAAGCGCUGAAAACUUUUCUAAACAUAACACCUGAGAAGCCAGCCUGCCGGCAACUGAUCGCCAAACUCCUGUCGAUCCUGUGUCAGAUCAUGCUGUUCUUCCGCACGCAACGGAAGUAUCGCUUCUACUCCAGCUCGCUCUUGGUAGCCUAUGACGCUCACAGAUUACGGCCUUGUCACGCCGACGAUGAGGAUCCCGACGGCAGAAGCGAGCCCGCCGCGCCGAGCGAUCGCACUGUCGUUUCAGACGCGUCCGCCGCGCCGCGCUCGUCCGUUCCCGCCGAGAGUACAGCGAAGAGAAGCCGGACGGAGAUGCCGGCGAAUCCGCUCAAGAGGAGCGUAAGCACAGGGUUCGUCGAGACGAUAGAGGACGAGAAGGUAUCUAAUCGGAGCGGAUCUUGCAGUUCGAAGACUGACCGCUGGCUGUAUCGGUCCAACGCGAUCACGUCGACGACGAAAGGCGAUGGUCGCAAGGUUGCGGCGACGGACGAGCGCGACUGGGUGAGAAUGAACAUGAUCGACUUUACGCACGUCUUCCCGGCGGACAACGACAGAUCGUUGGAUCUCAAUUACUUGGAGGGUAUCGAGAACCUGGCCAAAUUGCUGGAGUCGUUCGUAUCUCGCAAGCACGACAGUCACGAACGAGAGAAAUCUCGCGUGACGCUGUAGAGAGAGAGAGUCGUUCUUCGAAAAACCGACGACUGAAUCGCGUGGUUACUCUCAACGAUGUCCCGAGAGUGGAUAGAGAGAGAUAGAGGAUAGGUCGUUUCGGACGAGCGAAUCGCGGCGAGGUGUUGUUGGCACGUGCGGGACUUUCGGCAGGAACGGGAAUUAAGGACGACAGAAUCGACGAACUCUCUCGGCACAACGAAGAAAACCGUUGAGAGAGCGGGUGUUCACAGUGAGAGUUACCGUGGUAGCUCUUCCGAGAAAGCAGGAUGUUGGAAUCCGGAUGAAAAGACCGUCUUCGACGUCUGGGUCCUCCCUCCUUCGGAGAACUCGCUUACUCGGCAAUUUUGCGACGUGUCUCCCCUGGAACGACCGGAGCGAAGGAUCGGGCGUUUCGAAGGACGUUAUUCCGCGACACGUGCGGAUCUCUUCUCGCUCUCGCGGAGACCCGUCCACGGAUUCCACAAGAAACACAUCUUUAGAGUACACUACGAUUAAGACUUUUGUACUUUGCCAAAAAAAGGAAAAAAGAAAGAAAGAUAAUUGUAACGCAGUGAAACAGAGCAUCCAGCGAAUUUCAUACGUUCGAUUCUCCACUCCUUUUUUUCUGCCCAUGGAUGACGCGCUAACGUUUCGAGUUGUACGCAAAAUUCAGUGCUAAAUGCAAUCGAUAAUUACGAAAGAUUAACGAGAGAAAAGAUAGGCACCCCAUUGUAAAUCUUUCAAUAUCGUUCGAGUGACGACGUUUAUAUGACGACAAUAAGUCGCACUUUGUAAAACGCUGUACCGCGAGCGAAUACGAAAAGCCCUUUCGAAAGUGACGUGGUACCACCGUUACCGGUCCUACCACAUUACGGAUAUUUAUAUUAUACGCAGUACGUGGUUAUAAAAGUGCAGAUUAUUGUAAUUACACAAUAGCAGCAAUAAAUGAUUACGAUGUGAAGCGGAAGGUGAGGGUUCAUUGUCGCGUCCUCCGUCGGUCUUUGCGGAUAAUCUAGUUUCUAAGCACUCAGUGAAAGACGACGAAGAAGAGCUUCGAUCCUUGUCGUUUCGCGCGACGAGAGUGUCUGACAAUAAUAAUGUCAACGAGAGAUGGCGAAUGAUAAUCGUAAAAUAACUGAUCAUUUUAUCCCGCGAUAUGUAACGAUGUUGUUUCGACUCGGAUGAAACACGGUUGGCGCCGGGAUGCAUCAACAGGCGGACUCUUAGUCGCAUAAUAUUUUAUUCGCCAUUCACUCAUAAACAGUUUUUUUUUACACCGUCGCCGAUCGAGCGCGCGCGCCGUCGCGACGUAAUCAACCGCGAUAAUAAUUAAUAAUUUGCUUAAUCUCUCUCGUAACACUUAUAGUAACGCGCGCGCGUUCCUGUACGUACACGCGCGCGCGUGUGUAUGCGCGUACGCACGGACAUACACACACACGGG